CAAUUCAGUACUAGCGAGAUUUUUUUAUUUUUAGGUGGAGAUGUGGUUUAAAGGUUAGAAAACAGCUUUGGGACCAAAAGAUUGCCGGUUUGAUUCCCUGAAUCAGCAGGAAUGGCUGAAGUACUCUUGAGCCAUUCUAACCGCCUCCCCCCUUUCUUUUUCCCUGGUCUGAUACCGAUUUUUGUUAAUGAAGGACACAGAUAACUGAUACAGUACCAGUCAGAGUUUGGACGCACCUUCUAAGUCGAUGUUUUUCUUUAUUUUUAUUAAUUAAGUCACUUCAUGUCUUAACGUAAUGAUGCAUGUUGUUUCUCUUUUCUUAGUUGAGCGGUUCUUGACAUAAUAUAGAUUACUACAGUUGUGGAACAGGGCUAUUUACUGUAUUAUUAUUACUUACUGUUUGAUCUCAAGUGUAUUAAGAAGGCAAGAAACUAGUUUAUUAAUUAACUUUUGAUGAGGCACACCUAUUACCUGAAAAGCAUUCCAGGUGACUACCUCAUGAAGCUGGUUAAGAUGAUGCCAAAAGUGUACAAAAAGUGUCAUCAAGAUGACAUGAAAAUGUCAAUCAGCACGUCAAAGAAGAGAAAACUGUGCUCUACCAAUGCUGAAAGUAAUCCAGCGAAGAAGAAAGCCUUGACACAGGAGAGUUACUCAAAGAGAGCGUCCGCUCGGCUAAAAGAGAACAGCCCGUCUCUGCUGAAUUCACUUGAAAGGAUGCGUUCCCCAUCGCGCUCUCCCAGUACACCCAGAAAGAUGCGCCACAGCUCCACGUUGGAGUCUCCUCCUAAACGAGCAUCCCCUUUCAAAGCCGCACUCCGAACAGGGUCCUUUUACAGCAAGCAGAAACCCCUUUACCUCACACCACUUGAAAGGAAGGUGCUUAAGGAAAGCAAGCCGCCUCCAGCAAACCGAGAUCAGCCGAGCACUCCUGUGUCGUCGGGAGGGAACAUCAAAACCAAAAAGCCUAAAAAGGAGAAAGUGAUAGCACAGAAAUCCAACCUAAAGGGCUACUUUGCACCUAAACCCAACUGGAGCAUGAAAGCAGAUUCAUCUACAAACACAGUGGAAGUGAAGAAGCAGGCCUUGAUUACAUUCAGUGGUCUGAAAUCCAAACACAAACCCAGAAUCGUCGUCAGCGCUGCUUUCUUUGGGACUGGAAAAAAGCCAGUGUCCAUGUAUAAGUCUCACACUCUGAAGCCAAAACAAGCCACCAGUCAGAAACCAGCAGUGGAAAAGGAUGCAGUUCCAGUGCAGAGAGAUUGCUCUUCAGUGCGCAAGACUGUUUUUAUUCACAAACCAAAACUGAAUCCUCAGCUGCUGCCUAAACUUGGGGAAUGUGGUGCAUCUGAGGGCACAGAACAGACACCAUGGGUUCAGCCCUUGAGCUCACACAGUGUCUCUCAGUCUGCUGUCGUUAACAAGGCUGUUACCAGGAAACCUGGUUCACCAGUCAAGUCCUUAACCUCGAAUAUGGAUCACCAGGACACAGCUACCAGUCCUGGCCUGGAUACAGUGCUGGACAUUAGUGGAAUAAACACCUCAAAUAACAGCAGCUGCUCAGAUAACGAAAUGUCAGCUGUGUAUCCCAUCUUCGGUUCCAGAAGGUCUCGGAAGAAGAGUGGUCUGUCUUCCCCUCUGAACUGCAGCACUCCCUCUGCUGGAACACCAUCUCUCUUGGUUAAGGAGAGGGGUUCCAGAAGGAAGAAAGAGCUGAAGAAGCAAAAUGAUCAGCUCAUCAUUGAUGCAGGCCAGAAGCAGUUUGGUGCCACUAUGUGUACUUCGUGUGGCAUGCUGUACAGCGCAGACAGUCCAGAGGACAACUUCCAGCACACACAAUUCCACCAGCGUUUUCUCAACACCAUCAAGUUUGUGGGCUGGAAGAAGGAAAGAAUUGUGGCAGAAUUCUGGGAUGGCAAAAUCAUCCUCGUUCUUCCUGAAGAUCCAAAGUACGCGACUAAAAAGGCAGAUGAUGUGAGACGUAUUGCAGACAGUGAGCUAGGAUUUCAACAAGUCAAUCUCAGCAGUCCCGGUGCUGCCAAAACCUACCUGUUCAUCAACAGUGACAAGAUGGUGGUAGGCUGCCUGGUGGCUGAGCCCAUAAGACAGGCAUUCAGAGUGCUAGAGCAGCUGGAGAAGCUGAAGGACAUGACUAAGGAGGACUUCAUGGAGCACCACAGAGCCUGGUGUUGCUCCACUGUGCCAGAGAGAGCCAUUUGUGGAGUGAGUCGAAUCUGGGUAUUCAGCCUGAUGAGGAGAAAGGGCAUCGCAACACGUUUGCUAGACACCGUCAGGGGAUCGUUCAUGUAUGGAAGCCCACUGACCAAAGAAGAAAUCGCCUUCUCCGACCCCACUCCUGCUGGCAAGCUCUUUGCAACGAAGUACUGUGGAACUCCUAAGUUUCUAGUCUAUAACUUCAUUGCCUGAUUUUUGUAAAUUGACACGUUCUCAGUGGUUUAUACUUUGAGAAAUGACUUGCUGCUGUUUGUAUAAUAUUAACAGUUUAAUUCAGUUCUAAUGGAGGUUUUGGCUAGCAUGUAUUUAAUGGAACAGUUGGUGAGAAGGCAGAUUGACAUGUGCCUUGGCUCAGCAAUUGAAUCUGUAUAAAAGUGUGCAUGCAAUUAAACAAGCACACUUUACAUUACAUUAGCCAUGCCAUCCAGUGCCAAACAAUAAGAUGGGCUCAGUGCCUACAUCAAAGGAUGUGGGAAACUUUUUUUUUUUUAAUCCAAGAAGUUCCAUUGUUAGAUGUACUCACAUUCUCCUGUUUAAGAUAUGAACUUGUAGUUAGUUUUUACACUGAUGGGGCCCCUCCAGUUCUGAGAAUCUGCUGGUAUAAAAGUUAUGUGCAGUGUGUGGUUUUUUUUUUGUAAAUAUUUUAAAUAAAUGAACUAAGCAUG
This is a messenger RNA of Neoarius graeffei (lesser salmon catfish), 2897 nucleotides long. It is a transcript of the gene esco2, whose product is annotated as establishment of sister chromatid cohesion N-acetyltransferase 2. Gene Ontology annotation, cellular component: chromatin; nucleus. Gene Ontology annotation, biological process: mitotic sister chromatid cohesion. Gene Ontology annotation, molecular function: protein-lysine-acetyltransferase activity. The record is from RefSeq and is a predicted model, not a curated record. Bases 454 to 2424 code for a protein of 656 amino acids. Lineage: Eukaryota; Metazoa; Chordata; Actinopteri; Siluriformes; Ariidae. The transcript is spliced from 11 exons.